Rhododendron vialii is the source of this 1585-nucleotide messenger RNA. RefSeq lists its product as uncharacterized. The record is from RefSeq and is a predicted model, not a curated record. Gene Ontology annotation, cellular component: mitochondrial inner membrane. NCBI's taxonomy places the organism in Eukaryota, Viridiplantae, Streptophyta, Magnoliopsida, Ericales, Ericaceae. Gene Ontology annotation, biological process: potassium ion transport; proton transmembrane transport. The transcript has 8 exons. Bases 487 to 1302 code for a protein of 271 amino acids.
CUUAUUCCAACUGUCCACUAUAUGACACGUGCACAACACCCACCACCCCAACAUGCACUAACGCUUGGGGGGCUUCACCGGUCUCCUCUCUCUCACUCCCUCUCCAGCCGCCGCUUCGCCCCGUCGCUCCAUUCUUCAGCAGUUUCCACCCUGAGAGAGAGAGAGAGAGUGCUAGCGUUGCUCAAUUCAAUUCCCAAUUCUUCGACUACUGACUUCACAGAUGCAAAAAGCUGUUGCCUUCUGGAUAUCCUCCAAUGGCUUCGAAUAUACAGAUCCUUCUCCUCAUUCGCUUUUGACUUUAUUCCACUGAUGGAAAUUAAACUGGUAUCGUACAUUGACAAAUAUUCAUACUUCGUAGGGUUUUACAACUACCACCGUCGGAUUGAUUUCCCUGUCUAAAAACACCUCUUGAUCUCAUUCUUCGCACAGAAACAUACAUACAUAUAUACACACACACAGGAAUAGCCGAGUUUGUUAAAACCAAUCAUGAGAGCCAGAUUGAUUGUUUUUCCGAUCAGAGGAAGGAACUGGUGCUUUAGCAGGCCGAUUGACCAGGCAACUUUGGACUCGCAGUCUGCUUAUACUCCUUCCACGUUCAAGGAACUCUGGAAGAACAUCUCCUCCUCUUCCAAUGACAAGUCCUUCAACUCCAACGCAGAGCUCCUCAUUGAUUUUGCUUCUAAUAAGAUGAAUCGAGCUUGGACAGGUCUUGAAAAGGCGCCUCCUGGAAGCUUCAAAAACAAGCUUUAUGGUUUGGGAUUGCGCCUUUUGGCUCGUGUUAAGCCUUCUGAGAUUUUCCUCAAAUCUAUUUCUAAGGAGGUUACAAAAGUUGAAGUUACAUUCCCGUCAAGUUUAAGUCCACGACUUGUACGCAGAAGGUUAAGGCAUAUUGCCCAAAGGGGAACUAUUAUUCACAAGAGAUACUUCUACGGAUCAGUUUCAUUGCUUCCACUAACAACUGCCUUCACCGUUUUACCUUUGCCUAAUAUCCCAUUCUUUUGGGUCCUGUUCCGCAGUUACUCUCAUUGGAGAGCUCUCAAGGGAAGCGAGAGACUUCUUCAACUAGUCUCGGACUCUUCUGUCACAACAACAAACAAGAGCGAAAAUGCAGCCGAUGACACACAAAAUACAAUCCAACAUUCAGUAGAUCCUUCAUGGCUGUUGCAGCCAUCAAAGGAACUUGAAGAACUCAUUCAACGUGGAGAUAUUCACGGUGGACUCAGCAAGUGUCUGAUAUCCACCAUCUGCAAGACUUACGACCUGAACAAGAUAGAUGUUCUGAAGUACCAAGAUUCCAUUUAGUCAAUGUGUGUAUUUGUCUUCGGCAAGUGCAGCAUAAAAGGUUUUUUCAAUGAAAAAAGAAAUGUCAUUUCCCGCUUCUUUUCCUUUCUCCUUUUGUCGUAAUAUUGAGCGCGUUCUUGUUAAAUUUAGGAUUGAGAUUAUGAGGAUGUACAUGAUGACAAUUUUGAUGUCAUUUUUGGGUUUAUAUACCUCUGGCUAGUUUCUAGCAGAAGCAGUUUCAACAAGAACUCCAUUUUGGUAAAAAUAAUACACUCGCCGUUGCUUGUGGUGGCUAUUUGUGUAA